This is a messenger RNA of Pochonia chlamydosporia 170, 996 nucleotides long. RefSeq names its product PQ-loop-domain-containing protein. NCBI's taxonomy places the organism in Eukaryota, Fungi, Ascomycota, Sordariomycetes, Hypocreales, Clavicipitaceae. Gene Ontology annotation, biological process: basic amino acid transmembrane export from vacuole. Gene Ontology annotation, cellular component: fungal-type vacuole membrane. The coding region runs from base 1 to 996 and encodes 331 amino acids. The record is from RefSeq and is a predicted model, not a curated record. The transcript has 5 exons.
AUGGCUUCCUUUGCUCCUGCGGCGUUUGCUGCAAUGGGGGCUGCAAUGUCUUGGGGUCAAGCACUGUCUGGCAUUUUCGGCAGUGUCAGCCUGACAGCUUGGAUUUGUCUCUUGCUUCCCCAGUUGAUUGCCAAUUACAAGGCCAAGAGCGCAGAUGGACUGAGCAUGGCAUUUUUGAUCGUCUGGCUCUUGGGCGAUGUGUCAAAUCUCAUAGGUGCCCUGUUCACCAAACUGGCACCAAGUGCGAUCGCACUCGCCACGUAUUUCUGCUUCCUCGAUGCCAUUCUCAUCUCACAAACGGGCUAUUACAAAGCCAAGGCCGCUCGAAGACGUGCCGCCGCCCACCGAGCCUCACUAGACCAAGCCGCCCUAGCAGCCGAAGCAUCUGAAGAGUCACCCCUUCUCGGAAGACGCCGCAGAAGCUCGACCGACCUGCCCGGUUCGCUGAUCCGACACGACACGCACCGCGAAAGCGCCCUCGAGCCCAUCCGGAAGGUGGUGACAGGCGAAGAUGAGACACCAGAGCGGCGGCCAUGGUUGAACAACCUGCUCGGCCUGGUGGCUGUGUAUCUCGUCGGCUUCGCAGGCUGGUUUAUUUCGUACAAGGCGGGCGCAUGGGACGGCGACGACGGCAUCCCCGACAAUGGGGCCGGAGUGCCAGACCCGUCCGAGGCGGACGAUUUGAAGGCGAAGUUUGGAUUGGCGCUCGGCUACGUCAGCGCGCUAUUCUAUCUCUGCGCGAGACUGCCGCAAAUUUUCAAAAACUACCAGGAAAAGUCCUGCGAGGGCCUGUCACUUUUGUUCUUCAUGCUGUCACUCACGGGAAAUAUGACAUAUGGUCUGAGUCUCAUUUCGUACUCCCAGAACAAGGAGUACCUCCUCAAUGCGCUUCCCUGGCUGCUCGGCUCCCUGGGCACAAUGGUCGAAGACUCAACCAUUUUUGUGCAGUUCCGCAUAUACGGCGACAAUUCCCGCAGACUGUCUGCCAGCCAAUGA